Molecule: messenger RNA, 846 nt
Organism: Mytilinidion resinicola
Lineage: Eukaryota; Fungi; Ascomycota; Dothideomycetes; Mytilinidiales; Mytilinidiaceae
Exons: 5
Coding region: 1-846 (281 amino acids)
Molecular function (GO): acetylpyruvate hydrolase activity
Source: RefSeq, a predicted model, not a curated record
AUGAGUGUCCCAACUUGGAAAUACAUGAGCCGGUUCCUAGCCAUCGAUGGUCAAAUCUACUUCGCCGAGGCUCCUGGGCCACUCGAUUCGACUGAAAACUCACAUCUCACUCUGACAGGCUAUCUGUCCUUUGCUGAAUUUGAGAAGCGUGAAGGCGGGAAGUCGAUUAGCGUUGAGAAGUUCCUCUCCCCAACACCGGUCCAAACCAACGAAAUUGUCUGCAUUGGAACGAAUUAUCGAAAACAUGCCGAAGAAGCAAAUCUCACCGUUCCUGAAGACCCUGUCAUGUGGUACAAGCCGUGGAGGUCAUUGACAGACCCCGGUGAUGUCCCAAUUCCAAAAGUCGCUCAACAGAAAUUCCUAGACUUCGAGGGCGAACUUACUAUUAUCACAUCGAAAGACGCCCGUGACGUCAGUCUCGAAGACGCCCCGAACUACAUCCUCGGGUACACCAUUGGUAACGACCUCACGGCUCGAUUUUACCAAGACCCAAAACGGGCGGGCGGUCAGUUCACGCGGGCCAAGGCCUUCGACAAGUUCGCGCCGCUGGGCCCGGUCCUGAUCAGCGCCCAGGAGUUUGGAAGUUUCGAAGGCAAGAGAAUCACCACAAAAGUCAACGGGAAGGUAUUCCAAGAGAGUACUUUGGAUCUCAUCCAUGAUUCUGCAAAGUUGAUUAGCUUUCUAUCGGAAGGUGUCACCCUCCCAGCUGGCUCAGCGAUCAUGACGGGCACGCCUCCUGGGAUCGGGUACUUCCGGAACCCCAAAUACAACCUAAAGGAUGGCGACGUCGUCGAAGUCUCCAUCACAUCCAUUGGAACUCUCAAGAACACGAUGAAAUUCGAAUAG